AUUAGGCCUUUUCUCAAUGUUUUGAUGCCUGUCUGAAAACACAACUGUCUCAGACAGGACUGUUACCAUGACUUCCUCCCCUAUUAUUGUGUUUUGUGCGGGUAUUAAGGCAGAUAGGGGAUAUGAAUAGUAAUAGUGGAGCAAAGAUGAGUUACGUCUGCGAUCAAGCACACUUACAAAACGGAGGAAGCAGACAGCAAAAUACUCUGCUGCCUUUCUUAAGACUGGGCCGGGACCGGUAGCACGAGAACUCGAAACUAGCCUACAAAGAUACGGAGACGACGUAAUGUCUUGCGCGGUGGAAUAACAAAUUAAAUGGACUGUAUUCCGUCGAAAGUUGAUUAUUAAAGAAAUAGAGCAAAGUGAACCGAUCGCUCUCUCUCAAACACACAAGGCGUCUACGGGACUGUAGAACCGGAGGGAGCCUCGUUUUUUUUUGCUGGUUUGCACACAUUUCUGAGGUUCAAGUGGGGCACUUUAAAUGAUCUGAAGUAACGUCAGAAUGUUGUAUUGUUGUGAUUUACUCGGCCGUGUUUGGCACUCACCGUUCAUUCGGUUAUAUUUGUUGGCAUUUUUUAUAGCACCUGUGUUCUUACACCCACAAUGUUUGGAUUUCAAGCCCCCCUUCAAGCCUCAAGAUGAUCUCCAGUUCUGCGCAAUGUACAGGAACUUCGGCUGCUGCGACUCUGCCAAGGACAAGGAAUUGAUGGCUAAAUUCUAUAAGAUCAUGGACAAUUUCGACUAUUAUGGAUACGCCAGCUGUGCUGGGUACGUGCAGGACCUUCUCUGCCAGGAAUGCUCUCCAUAUGCAGCUCACCUCUUUGAUGCUGAGGACCCCAGCACCCCUAUCAGAACCCUCCCUGGCCUGUGCCCUGACUACUGUUCACAGUUCUGGCUCAAAUGCCGUUCCACCAUCACCUUGCUCUCCGAUGACCCGCAGCUAGCCGAAGCCGAGCCGGACCAGGACCGCUUCUGCCAGCACCUGGAGCUGGAGGACCCAGACUACUGUUACCCACACCUUCUCAGCAACGAACAGCUGACACAGAACUUGGGCCGGGUCCGGGCCGACCCCGAGGGUUGCCUGCAGCUCUGCCUGGAGGAAAUAGCCAAUGGCCUGCGGAACCCCCUGGCCAUGGUUUACGCCAACGACGGAACACACCGCUUCUUUAUAGCAGAGCAGGUGGGUCUGGUGUGGACGUACCUACCCGACCGCUCCAAGCUGGAGAAGCCGUUCCUGAACAUCACCAAGGCCGUUCUGACGUCGCCCUGGGAGGGGGAUGAGAGGGGCUUCCUGGGCAUGACCUUUCACCCCAACUACAAGUACAACAGGAAGCUGUAUGUAUACUACUCUGUGGAGAUUGGCUUCGAUGAGAGGAUCAGGAUCAGCGAGUUCCGCGUCUCUCCCAGCGACAUGAACGUGGUGGACCACGGGUCUGAGAGGAUCAUUCUGGAGGUUGACGAGCCUGCGUCCAAUCACAACGGAGGAAUGGUGAUGUUUGCUGAUGACGGUUACCUGUACAUUUUCACUGGAGACGGGGGCAUGGCUGGUGACCCCUUUGGGAAAUAUGGAAACUCUCAGAACAAGUCAGCCCUGUUAGGCAAAGUUCUCCGGAUCGAUGUUGAUGACAACGACAGAGGUCCCCUGUACAGGAUCCCUUCUGACAACCCGUUCGUGCAUGAGCGCGGGGCGCGCCCUGAGGUCUAUGCUUAUGGGGUGCGCAACAUGUGGAGGUGUUCUGUGGACCGGGGGGACCCCCUGACUAAGGAGGGCAAGGGACGCAUCUUCUGCGGGGAUGUGGGACAGAACAAGUUUGAGGAGAUCGACAUCAUAGAGAAGGGAAAGAACUACGGCUGGAGGGCCAAAGAGGGGUUCUCCUGUUAUGACAAGAAGCUGUGCACCAACAGCUCUCUAGAUGAUGUACUCCCCAUCUAUGCCUACCCUCACAAGAUGGGCAAGUCUGUGACUGGUGGCUAUGUGUACAGAGGCUGUGAAUACCCCAAUCUGAACGGCAUGUACAUAUUUGGAGACUUUAUGAGCGGGCGUAUGAUGACCCUCCAGGAGAAUAAGAACACAGGUCAGUGGGACUACCAUGAGAUCUGUAUGGGCAUGGGUCUGACCUGUGCCUUCCCUGGCUUAAUCAACAACUACUACCAGUACAUCAUCUCAUUUGCGGAGGACGAGGCAGGAGAACUAUACUUCAUGUCAACUGGAGUGCCCAGUGCCACAUCUCCCACCGGUGUGGUUUACAAACUGGUGGAUCCCUCAAGACGGGCACCGCCAAGACAAUGCCACUAUGACCCGCUGCCUGUCAGAGUGAAGAGCAAGCUCAUCAAAUUCAAACCAAAGGAAACAUUAACAGGAGUUGAACUACCGACCAAGCGACCAAAUCUCUCCCCGCAAGAAGAGCCCGUCAGAUCCCAUCCCACUGAGUCUGCAGUAAGCGAGUCCGACAAGGACUGGCUUCAGGAGCUCAUGGAUAUUCUGAAGGAGCAAGAGGCUGCCGCUGUCACCACCACACUUCCUCCAACCACAACCACAACCAAACCACCCAGGCACACACGACGGAAAAAUCGCAGGAAGAAGGGCAAGCAUCGGUUAGAGAGUGGGUCGGCAUCAGCAGCUGUGCCACAGAAUGGGGUGGUGAGACUUGCGGGGGACGAGCAGGGGCGGGAUGACCGGGGGAGGGUGGAGAUCUUCGCCAACGGGGAGUGGGGAACGGUGUGCGAUGACCUGUGGAAUACAAAAAACGCAGCAGUGGUUUGUCGACAGCUGGGGUUCCGGUUCGCCCUGAAGGCGUCCAAGCACUCGGAGUUCGGAGAAGGGAAGAGUCUCCGGAUUCUUCUGGAUGAUGUACAGUGUGAGGGGACAGAGGAGAGCCUGCUGGGCUGUCAACACACAGGCGUAGGUAUGCAUAACUGUGCCCAUUACGAGGACGCGGGGGUGAUAUGUGGGAACUCAGACUACGUAGAUGCCUAGAAAUGAGAGUCCAUUGAAUUUAUUCCUGACUGUGUCCUAAGUGAUUGCAACUAAAACAAAGGAAUAUUGAUGUCUAACUUUUGUCUAAUUGUUAUCAAUGGUGGCACUUAUAGGUCUACCUCUUUCAUUAAGGUAAUAUAAUGCUGAUUUAAUUGUUGUGUUAAAGUCUUAAAAGGUUUCUAUUUGAAUGUAAGGUUUUGCUAAUGUAAGACAUUGUCUUCUCUAAAGCAAAUUCAUCUAAACAGUAUUUCAAUGAAUGUAUAAGGAAUACCAGGUUAUUUAAUACUCACUCAUGAUCACAUACUGAAAUCCAUUAUCCAACCAGACUCACAAGAUGUGUUCAGUUGACAUGGAAAAAACAUACAGUAUAUAUAUACAGUACCAGUCAAAAGUUGUGACACACCUACUCAUUCAAGGGUUUUCCUUUAUUUUUAUUAUUUUCUACAUUGUAGAAUAAUAGUGAAGACAUCAAAACUAUGAAAUAACACAUAUGGAAUCAUGUAGUAACCAAAAAAAGUGUUAAACUUCUUCAAAGUAGCCAACCUUUGCCUUGAUUGCAGCUUUGCACACUCUUGGCAUUCUCUCAACCAGCGUCAUGGAAUGCUUUUCCAACAGUCUUGAAGGAGUUCCCACAUAUGCUGAGCACUUGGCUGCCUUUCCUUCACUCUGCGGUCCAAUUCAUCCCAAACCAUCUCAAUUGGGUUUAGUUUGGGUGAUUAUGGAGGCCAGGUCAUCUGAUGCAGCACUCCAUCACUCUCCUUCUUGGACAAAUAGCACUUACACAGCCUGGAGGUGUGUUGGGUCAUUGUCUUGUUGAAAAACAAAUGAUAGCGCAAACCAGAUAGGAUGGCAUAUUGCUGCAGAAUUCUAAAUAAAUCACUGACAGUGUCACCAGCAAAGCACCCCCACACCAUAACACCUCCUCCAUGCUUCAAGGUGGGAACCACACAUGCGGAGAUCAUCUGUUCACCUACUCUGCGUCUCACAAAGACACAGCGGUUGGAACCAAAAAUCACACAUUUGGACUCUUCAGACCAAAGGACAGAUUUCCACCGGUCUAAUGUCCAUUGCUCGUGUUCUUGCAACAAGCAAGUCUCUUCUUUUUAUUGGUGGCUUUAGUAGAGGUUUCUUUGCAGCAAUUUGACCAUGAAGGCCUGAUUCACGCAGUCUCCUUUGAACAGAUGCCUUUGAGAUGUGUCAGUUACUUGAACUCUGUGAAGCAUUUAUUUCGGCUGCAAUCUGAGGUGCAGUUAAUUGCCGAUUUCUGAGGCUGGUAAUUCUAAUGAACUUAUCCUCUGCAGCAGAGGUAACUCUGGGUCUUUCUUUCCUGUGGGGGUCCUCAUGAGAGCCAGUUUCAUCAUAUCGCUCAAUGGUUUUUGCGACUGCACUUGAAGAAACUUUCAUAGUUCUUGAAAUUUCCGGAUUGACUGACCUUCAUGUCUUAAAAUAAUGAUGGACUCAUUUCUCUUUGCUUAUUUGAGAUGUUCUUGGUCUUAUACCAAAUAAGGGCUCUCAACUGUAUACCAACCCUACCUUGUCACAACACAACUGAUUGGCUCAAACGCAUUAAGAAGGAAAUAAAUUCCACAAAUUAACUUUAACAAGGCACAUUUGUCAAUUGAAAUUAAUUCCAGGUUACCUCAUGAAUCUGGUUGAGAGAAUGCCAAUUGUGUGCAAAGCGGUCAACAAGGCAAAGGGUGGCUACUUUGAAGAAUCUCAAAUAUUGUAAUGCUCGGGGUGUAGUGGAGGAAGGAGUCAGACGCAGGAGACAGAGAAUUCAGAGUAGCGCUACUUCUUUAUACACCGACCAGGUGAAAACAGACGCCACUCAAAACAAAUGCCCUAAAACACAGGGGAACUAAACAGUUCCAAAAACAACUCACGUACACGAACAACCGUGACAUACAGGCGUGUACAAUGAGUACACAUAAAACAAUCCCGCACACCCAGCAGGUGGGCCGGCUGGCUAAUAAAGCCCAACUAAUAAACCUAAUUAACAACAGGUGUAACUAAUAAACAGACAAGAAGGGGGAGGAAAAGAUCAGUGGCAGCUAGUAGGCCGGUGACGACGACCGCCGAGCGCCACCCGAACGGGAAGGGGAGCCACCUUCGGUAGGAGUCGUGGCAAAUAUAAAAUAUUUGUAGAUUUGUUUUAAAAAAUGGUUACAACUGGAUUCCAUAUGUGUUAUUUCGUAGUUUUGAUGUCUUCACUAUUAUUCUACAAUGUAGAAAAUAUAAAAAGUAAAGAAAAACCUGGAAUGUGUAGGUGUGUCCAAACUUUUGACUGGUACUGUAUAUAGAGAGAGUUUGUGUUAAAGUCUUAUUGGUUUUUUCGUUGCUGUUUUUUUGUUAUUUCACUUGCUUAGGCAAUGUAAACACGUUUCCCAUGCCAAUAAAGCGACUUUGGAAUUAAGUUAGAGGGAGGGAGAGAGAGAUAGAGAGAGAGAGAGAGAGAGAGAGAGAGAGAGAGAGAGAGAGAGAGAGAGAGAUGGGAUAAAGGGGAAGAGGAAAUAGUGUGGAGUGACAAGAGAGGAUUAAGAGUGGGCAAAGUUAAAACUGCCAAUUCGAAGCCUGGAAUCCAAACGGAAUAUCGCUCUGUUUCUCUAUUCAGUGUGGACUGACAAAAUGCUAGCCUAUUUGUCCAAGUCAAAAUCAAAUCAAACUUUAUUUGCCACAUGCGCUGAAAGUGUAGACUUUACCGUGAAAUGCUUACUUACAAGCCCUUAACCAACAGUGCAGUUCAAGAAGAAGAAAAUAUUUACCAAGUAGGCAAAAAUAAAAAGUAAUAAUGAAAAGUAACACAAUAAGAAUAACGAGGCUAUAUACAGGAGGCACCGGUACUGAGUCAGUGAGCAGGGGUACAGGCUAGUUGAGAUAAUCUGUACAUGUAGGUGGGGGUGAAGUGACUGGAUAGGUAACAAACAAACAGUGAGUAGCAGCAGUGUACAAGCAGUCUAAUGGCUUGGAGAUAGAAGCUGUUGAGGAGCCUUUUGGUCCUAGACUUGGCGCUCUGGUAACGCUUGCCGUGCGCUAGCAGAGAAAACAGUCUAUAACUUGGGUGACUGGAGUCUCUGACAAUUUUAUGGGCUUUCCUCUGACACCGCCUAUUAUAUACGUCCUGGAUGGCAGGAAGCUUGACUGGGCCGUUCGCAGUGCCCUCUGUAGCGCCUUAUGGUCAGAUGCCGAGCAGUUGCCAUACCAGUCGGUGAUGCAACCGUUCAGGAUGCUCUCGAUGGUGUAGCUGUAGAACCUUUUGAGGAUCUGGGGGCCCAUGCCAAAUAUUUUCAGUCUCCAGGGGGGGAAAAGGUUUUGUCGUGCCCUCUUCACGACUGUCUUGGUAUGUUUGGACCAUGAUAGCUUGUUGGUGAUGUGGACACUGAGGAACUUGAAACUCUCGACCCGCUCCACUACAGCCCCGUCGAUGUUAAUGGGGGCCUGUUCGGACGCAUUUUCCUGUAGUCCACGAUCAGGUCCUUUGUCUUGCUCACAUUGAGAGAGAGGUUGUUGUCCUGGCACCCCACACUGCCAGUUCUCUGACUUCCUCCCUAUAGGCCAUCUCAUCGUUGUCGGUGAUCAGUUGUGUCAUCAGCAAUCUUAAUGAUGGUGUUGGAGUCAUGUUUGGCCACGCAGUCAUGGGUGAACAGGGAAUACAGGAGGGGACUAAGUACACACCACUGAGGUGCCCCAGUGUUAAGGAUCAGCGUGGCAGACGUGUUGUUGCCUACUCUUACCACCUGGGGGAGGCCCUCCAGGAAGUCUUUGAUCCAGUUGCAGAGGGAGGUGUUUAGUCCCAGAGUCCUUAGCUUAGUGAUGAGCUUCGUGGGCAGUAUGGUGUUAAACGCUGAGCUGUAGUUGAUGAACAAAUCAAAUCAAAUUUAUUUAUAUAGCCCUUCGUACAUCAGCUGAUAUCACAGCAUUCUCACAUAGGUCUUCCUUUUGUCCAGGUGAGAAAGGGUGGUGUGGAGUGCAGCUGAGAUUGCGUCAUCUAUGGAUCUGUUUGGGGGGUAUGCGAAUUGGAGUGGUUCUAGGGUGUCUGGGAGGAUGCUGUUGAUAUGAGCCAUGAUCAGCCUUUCAAAGCACUUCAUGGCUACCGACGUGAGUGCCAUGGGGCGGUAAUCAUUUAGGCAGGUUACCUUCGCUCCUUUGUGCACAGGAACUAUGGUGGUCUGCUUGAAACAUAUAGGUAUUAUAGACUCGGUCAGGGAGAGGUUGAAAAUGUCAGUGAAGACGCUUGACAGUUGGUCCGCGCAUGCUUUGAGUACACGUCCUGGUAAUCCAUCUGGCCCAGGAGCUUGGUGUUUAAAAGUUUUGUUCACAUCAGCUACUGAGAGCGUUAUCACACAGUCAUCCAGAACAGCUGGUGCUUUCGUGCAUGCUUCAGUGUUGCUUGCUUUGAGGUGAGCAUGAAAGGCAUUUAGCUCGUCUGGUAGGCUUGUGUCACUGGGCAGCUCGCGUCUGGGUUUCCCUUUGUAGUCCGUAAUAGUUUUCAAGCCCUGCCACAUCUGACGAGCACCCCAAAAGAUCCACAGAUAAUGCACUCUUUAUUGCACUCCACACUGCCCUUUCCCACCUGGACAAAAGGAACACCUACGUGAAAAUGCUUUUCAUUAACUACAGAUCAGCGUUCAACACCAUAGUGUAGGGUUCCCCAACGGGCCGCCCGCGUGUCAAAUGUAGUUUUCAGAAUAAAUUUAAAAAUAUAUAUAUUUUAGGGUGAAUUUUCAUUGUUGGACAUAAGACCAUCCAGUCAGGAUAUUUAUUUUUAUUGGCCCGCGAUUGAAUCUAGUUGAUGAUCCCUGCCAUAGCUUAGAGAUGAGCUUGGAGGGCACUAAGGACCCUGUGACGGAACACCUCCCUUUGGAACUGGACUUCCUGACAGGCCGCCCCCAGGUGGUGAGGGUAGGCAACAAUACAUCCACCUCACUGACCCUCAACACGGUUAGUCCCCUGCUGCACUCCCUGUUCACCCAUGGCUGCCUGGCCACGCACAACUGCAACAUCAUCAUUAAGUUUGCCGGCGACAGGACGGUGGUAGGUCUGACCACCGACAACGAUUAGACAGCCUAUUGGGAGGAGGUCAGAGACCUGGCAACCUCUCCCUCAACGUAAGCAAGAUAAAGGAGCUGGUCGUAGACUACAGGAAAAGGAGGGCCAAGCACUCCCCCAUCCCCAAAACGGGGCUGUUAUGGAGCAGGUCGAGAGCUUCAAGUUCCUUGGUAUCCAUAUCACCAAGAACCUAUCGUGGUCCAAACAAACCAACAUAAUCUUGAAGAGGGCAGACAACGCAUUUUCCCCCUCAGGAGGCUGAAAAGAUUUGGAAAGGUAGCUCAGAUCCUCAAAAACUUCUACAGCUGCACCAUCAAGAGCAUCCUGACUGGUUGUAUCACUGCUUGGCACGGCAACUGCUCAGCAUCCGACAGCAAGGUACUACAGAGUGUAGUGCGUACGGCCCAGUACAUCACUGGGGCUGAGCUUCCUGUCAUCCAGGACCUCUAUUCCAGGCGGUGUCAGAGGAAGGCCCUAAAGUCAUAGGCUGUUCUCUCUACUACAGCAUGGCAAGCGGAACUGUGAGGCAAAGUCUGGGACUAAAAGACUCCUUAAUAAGGCUAGGCAUCCCGCUAGCUGGACACCUGUCGACAGCAUCCGGUGAUAUUGAAGGGCGCGCAAUUCAGAUAAAUAAUCGUAUGAAACAUUUAUGAACAUACAAAAGUACCUUAUAUCGGUUAAAAGCUUAAAUUAUUGUUAAUCUAACUCCAUUGUCCGAUUUACAAUAGGCUUUACAGCGAAAGCAUACCAUGCGAUUGUUUGAGGACGGCGCCCUACAUCAACAUAUUUUUCAACCAGCACAGGCUUCAUAAAAUCACAAAUAGCGAUUAAAUAAAUCACUUACUUUUGAAAAUCUUCUUCUGUUUGCAAUCCCAAGGGUUCCAGCUACAACAUGAAUGGUCAUUUUGUUAGAUAAAAUCCUUGUUUAUAUCCCAAAAAGGAAGUUUAGUUGGCGCCAUCGAGUUCAGUGAUCUACUCGUUCAACAUGUAGACAAAGGAGUCCAAAAAGCUACCCCUAAACUUUGUUCAAACAAGUCAAACUAUACAAGACAAACGUUUCUAUUUAAUCCUCAGGUAGCUUAAAAUGUAAUUAAACUAUCAAAUUUAAUACGGGAAGAAGUAUGUUCUAUAGAAAAGUCAAAUUAGCAGGUGUGCCUCGUCUUCGUCACGCACGGACAGACUGAUUUUCCACUGGGACUCUAUACCAAAACUCCAAAUUCUUCCUUGUUUUGGAAGAAACAAGCCUGAAAACUUAAACAAAGACUAUUGACAUCUAGUGGAAGCCAUAGGAAUUGCAAUCUGGGAGCUAGAAUUGCAUAGGACCCAUAGCUUUCCAUUAUAAGAGCCUGGGUCCUCAAAAUAUUUACAUUUCCGUUAGUUUUUUCUUUGGAUUUCCACCUACCAUAUCAAUUGUGUUAUUGUCUCAUAUAUUAUUUUACAAUUUCUACAAACUUCAAAGUGCUUUCUAUCUAGGGCUACCAAUUAUAUGCAUAUCCUGGCUUCUGGGCCUGAGUAACAGGCAGUUUACUUUUGGCAUAUCAGUCAGGUGGAAAUUCAGGAAAAUAGACCAUAGCCCUAAGAAGUUUUAACAGCUUCUACCCCCAAGCCAUAAGACUGAUGAACAGUUAAUCAAAUGGCUACCCGGACUAUUUGCAUUGACCCACUUAUUUUAUUGUUAUUAUGUUUUGCACUGACUCUCUUGCACAGUCUCGAUGUACACUGGACUUUAAUUACACACUCACACAUACUACACUGACAUUCCAACACACACAUUAAUAUUUACGCACACACAUACAUUCACACUCUUCACAUACACUGUUGCUACUCUCUGUUUAUUAUCUAUGCAUAGUCACUUUACCCCUACCUACAUGUACAUAUUACCUCAAUUACCUCGACUAACCCGUACCCCUGCACAUUGACUCGUUACCGGUACCCCCUAUAUAUAGCCUUGUUAUUGCUAUUUUAUUGUGCUACUAUUUUUUUCAUUCAUUUAUUUAGCAAAUGCUUCUUACUUAUUUAAAAAAAAACAUUGCAUUGUUUGUUAAGGGCUCGUAAGUAAGCAUUUCAUAGUAAGGUCUAAACCUGUUGUAUUCGGCGCAUGUUUGACAAAUACAAUUUGAUUGGCACCUGAUUUUAUCUAGGCCUACUUUUAAUGUAAGAUGUCCUUGAGUGCCCUGAAAGGUGUCCGACAAAUAAAAUAUAUUAUCGUAAUUAUCAAUGCUAUAUACAGAGCAAAAGUUGUGGUUAUAGUAUCAAAUUCAGCAGUCUAAAUGUACCACUUUUCAAACUCCAAAGUCAAUGACACCCUGCUCAUAUGAAUCAGCCUGUUGUCGUUGUGAGAGUGACCCCUCUUCCGCUUUGACCAGGGUCAUUGAUAUGCCAAGCAUUAAGUAACACAGCUAGUGCCAGGCUUUCCCUGCCAACAAGAGACAGAGUGUGUGUAGUGGAAAGAAAGGCAACCUGUAGAUUUUUUAAAUUCACUCGACUUUAUUGCUGUUGGCUCUGACCCUAUGGCACUCCGUAGUCAAGUGUGUAUCUAUGAAUUUGUGGAUUUAUUUAUAUUCUGCUUUACACUAAUUAUGCUUUUGAGCUCUGGGUCCACAAAAACUUGCUAAUAAAGUGUUUAUUCUCCAGUG
Oncorhynchus keta (chum salmon) is the source of this 10659-nucleotide messenger RNA. RefSeq names its product HHIP-like protein 1. Lineage: Eukaryota; Metazoa; Chordata; Actinopteri; Salmoniformes; Salmonidae. The coding region runs from base 503 to 2977 and encodes 824 amino acids. The record is from RefSeq and is a predicted model, not a curated record. The transcript is spliced from 12 exons. Gene Ontology annotation, cellular component: membrane.